AUUAAAUGAUGUUGAGAUGUCCAAUAUAAAGAUCCAGUCCAGAAUGGAUGACCUCACAUUAAAACUUAAUACCUCUGAGGAUUAUUUAAAAGAAAGCCAAAAUAUUUUUAAUAAGCUAAAUGCCAUAUAUUUAAAUGAGAUUAAUAUAAAAGCUACAUCUGAAGAUUACAAAUUUAACGUAGAGCGAAGUAAGAGGAUUUUAUUGCAAAAAGAGGCAUACGAAUACCAGGCAACGAAUUCGGUUGAGCUCAACAAGUUAAAAUCUGAAAUAGAAAAGUUAAAAUCAGAAAUAGAGCUUAUACAACCAAGUACAUCGUCAAAGAAUGCUAGAAGGAAAAAUACGCUUCCACGUCAAAUACAGUCUCCUAAGUUUCAGCGUAAGAUACAUAAUAUAAAUCCUUUUCCGGAUAAAAAUAAUAUUCUACAGUAAAAACCAUAAGAUUCACAUCAGCUUAAUUGAAUAAACAUAAAUUAAAUUAACUUUAUAAAUAUUAAUAUUUUUGGUAAAUAUUAAGUGGCUUUGUUCUAAUAUAUAUAUUUUUAGUAAAUGUUAUUAUAAAGUACAAUGCCAGAAUGAUAUAUCCCAGAUAAAACGAAUCCCAGCUCAUCUGUAGUAUGUUUUUGUCAUUUGUAUAUAAUUAUCUAGAUUUUUUUCAUCAUAUCUCAAUUUAUCUAAUGGGUUGGUACAAUAGUCAUCCUUCAAUAAUAAAGAGCUUCUAGGCUCUACAAAUUCCGUUUACUGACAGCACAACCUGCACCUUCGUGAUAACCAUUUUUUUAAAUUUUUAUAUUAACUGUCACAUCAAACAUUUUUUCACGUCAAAACAGUUUUUGCUAUGCCGCAAGUGUGUAAGACCGAGACAACAUAGCGGGUGCGAUGUCAUCUUAAGUGUCUCGUAAGCCACUGUAAUGGAUGUAUUAAAUCUAAAUUAAAUUACUUAAAAUCAUUGUAUACAAAAAGCAAUUCUGAGCAAAGAAAGCCUGUCAACCUAUAUUACCA
Messenger RNA from Acyrthosiphon pisum (pea aphid), 1000 nucleotides. RefSeq lists its product as uncharacterized. The record is from RefSeq and is a predicted model, not a curated record. The transcript has 4 exons. Bases 17 to 430 code for a protein of 137 amino acids. NCBI's taxonomy places the organism in Eukaryota, Metazoa, Arthropoda, Insecta, Hemiptera, Aphididae.